CGCGUCACAAGCCCGUUUAAGCCGACAGCGAGGGCCGCGGCGUGUUGCGAAGGCCGAGCAAGGGAGGGAACAGCUUCCGCCACGCAGCCAUGCAUAGCUUCGUCAGCGCAUCCGUUCGAGAAGCGCUUAAUGGUCGUGACCCGAUCACAAGGAGGGCAGAGCCCGCACCGUCCUUAAUGGAGCGGCGACAUUGGACUGGUGCGAACAUCGGCGACCUCGCUCCAGCGUGCUGCCCCGUAUUAUAGCGCGGCGUUCUAUCACCGCGCUCCGUAGCUUCGCCUUGUUGUUUGUUAAUCUGACUCGUAAUAAGGUACGACGUAGAGUGGCAUACUGAGGCGUUUGAAAGUCGCGUUCGUUGGCUUUGAAGUUUUGACCAGUCGGGCAAUCUUUCUACUAAUCGUUCCGCGUGUGGAACACCGCGGAGGCAUAUUUUUCGAAAUGAUGCUUCCUGUUUGCAGACAGUUAUGUGUUCUGGCUGCGGCGUUGGCGGCAGCCGCUUUGAUGACUCCUUGCCACUGCUGGCCCACGUUCGGAAGAAAACGGACUCGACUGCUGGACAGCUACGACUACGUUAUUGUUGGCGGUGGCUCGGCAGGCAGCGUGCUGGCCAACCGUCUGUCUGCCGACCCUGGGAACAAUGUGCUCUUGCUGGAAGCGGGCGGCCCCGAGACCGUCGCUGAGCAGGUCCCUUUCCUGGCGCCUUUCCUCGCCACCGAGGCCAACACGUGGGGCUACAAGACCGUGCCGCAGAAGGACGCCUGCCUUGGUUUCCCGGAACGACGCGCAGGCAUGACCCAAGGCAAGGUUCUCGGAGGUUCGAGUGUCCUCAACUCGAUGAGCUUUGUGCGGGGAAAUCGCAAGGACUAUGACACCUGGCAGGAUGGGUAUGGUGCUCACGGCUGGAGUUACGAAGAUGUCCUGCCCGUCUUCAAAGAGAUCGAGACCUACUACAUCCGCAAUCCGGGUCAGUACCAUGGCACGAGUGGAGAGAUCCCAGUCAACUACGCCAACACUCAUACGUCACUGAGUGACGCUUUCCUCAAGGCGUGCAACGAGUCGGGAUAUCUGUACGUCGACUACAACGGACGGCGACAGUCGGGGUAUUCGAGGGUGGAGGCCAACGUGGCCCACGGGACGCGGCAGAGUGCCAACAGGUGCUUCCUCUCGCCUGUUCGACGUAAGCGGCCGAACCUUCACAUCAGCCUCUACAGCCUCGCGACCAAGGUAACCUUUGAAGGCAAGCGGGCCUCAGGCGUGAAGUUUACGAAGAAUUGCAAAGUUGGAUUCGUGGCGGCAACGCGCGAGGUGAUCGUGUCUGCCGGCGCCAUCAAUUCGGCAAAGUUACUGCUACUGUCUGGAGUGGGACCUAGGCAAGACCUGGAGACACUCAAGAUACCCGUCGUGGCUGACCUUCCUGUUGGCCGAGGUCUUCAGGACCACGUGGUCUUCACGGGUCUCGUGGUCACCACCCCAAAGGACGAAGUUGGCGUCUUCAACAUCUCCGCCAUUCAACAGUAUGCUUACAACAGGACUGGUGUUCUGGCCAUUCCUGGCGGCACAGAGGUGAUCCUGUUCACAAGCAGCCAGCACAGGAGGGGCGCGGACGACUUCCCGGACAUACAGACCGUGCUCACGGACCUGUUUCCGGGUGACAUGCCGCCGAGGCCGCCGCAGGUCUCCCAAGAAGUCUACGAAAGGUACUACAAGCCAAUGGAAGGAAAGAAAGGUUUCAUGGCCACCCUGGUCAUGAUUCAGCCAAAGUCGCGAGGCACCGUGACACUGAAUGCCACGAAUCCGUCCGACCAGCCGCUCAUCGACCCACGCUUCCUUUCUCAGGCUGAGGAUGUCAAGAGAACCGUGAAAGGAAUAAUGAAGAUACGGAAGCUUCUGGAGGCGGACGGCCUGAGGAAUAUCGGCGCGAAGCUGUGGGACGUGCCCUACCCGCCGUGCUUGAGAGCCGGCAGCGUGUGGAGCGCCGCGUAUCUAGACUGCUUUCUCCGACAGACCGGAUUCCCGGCCAUGCACGUGUGCUGCACUUGCGCCAUGGGAAACCACUCUCUGGCGGUGGUUGACGAAAGGCUGAGGGUGAAAGGAGGCGUGACGGGUCUUCGAGUUGCCGAUGCCUCGGUGAUGCCUGCUGUGACAACAGGGAACACCAACGCGCCGGUCUUGAUGAUCGGCGCCAAGGCGGCGGCUAUUAUAUUGAAGGACAACGCCUGAGUGGCUACGAAGGGCUAUUCCACGGGUCGAGCAAGUGACGAGACCUUCUUAAACCAACGGGUACAUCAGACGACAAUGAUGAAUUCUCGCAAAGGGUUGUCACCGACGAAGAGACGUGGAUUUCGCUCACUUUAGGUGCGUGUACGGAUCGAGAUAGAGCGAAGUGUUCUUUCGUCAUUUUUGAUCUGUUGGCGCUUGAGACCACUCGAACUGCGCAGACCGGUACACAUUCUAAGGAAAGCUUACGCCCUCCGAGGCUUGU
Messenger RNA from Dermacentor albipictus, 2482 nucleotides. RefSeq names its product 4-pyridoxate dehydrogenase-like. The record is from RefSeq and is a predicted model, not a curated record. Gene Ontology annotation, molecular function: oxidoreductase activity, acting on CH-OH group of donors; flavin adenine dinucleotide binding. NCBI's taxonomy places the organism in Eukaryota, Metazoa, Arthropoda, Arachnida, Ixodida, Ixodidae.